AUGAUAAGACCAGAGCGCUACAGCUGGGAGUUCCUGGGCGCCUUUGGCCAGGCCUGUGGCUUCAGCAGAUUCCAGGCUGAGUGCCCUCAGCUGUGCGAAAGCAGCCUCAGUAGCCGUGGUGGAGCCAGCAUGGCCAUGGUGCCCAGUCCAGUGGUGGGACUGGGCAACCUGUGCCUGGGCUCUGACUGCUCCGACGGGGAAUCCGAACCUGACCGAGACUCCCUGAGCUGCAGCCUGGAUUCCGAGGGUGCCACGCCCCCCCCAUCGGGGCUGAUACCAUCCUUCCCGGUCCAGAUCCUGCCCAACCUCUACCUGGGUUGUGCCCGAGAUUCGGCCAACGUGGAGAGCCUGGCCAAGCUAGGCAUCCGCUACAUCCUCAAUGUCACCCCCAACCUCCCUAACCUCUUUGAGAAGAAUGGCGACUUUCACUACAAGCAGAUUCCCAUCUCGGACCACUGGAGCCAGAACUUGUCCCAGUUCUUUCCUGAGGCCAUCGCGUUCAUUGAUGAAGCCUUGGACCAGAACUGCGGGGUGCUUGUCCACUGCCUGGCGGGCGUCAGCCGCUCCGUCACCGUCACCGUGGCCUACCUCAUGCAGAAGCUCCACCUCUCCCUCAACGAUGCCUACGACCUGGUCAAGCGCAAGAAGUCCAACAUCUCGCCCAACUUCAACUUCAUGGGGCAGCUGCUGGACUUCGAGCGCAGCCUAUGUCUUGACGGGAUCACUGAGGCUCUUUGUGACUGA
Myotis davidii is the source of this 744-nucleotide messenger RNA. It is a transcript of the gene DUSP9, whose product is annotated as dual specificity phosphatase 9. Lineage: Eukaryota; Metazoa; Chordata; Mammalia; Chiroptera; Vespertilionidae. The record is from RefSeq and is a predicted model, not a curated record. Gene Ontology annotation, cellular component: cytoplasm; cytosol. Gene Ontology annotation, molecular function: MAP kinase tyrosine/serine/threonine phosphatase activity; protein tyrosine/threonine phosphatase activity. The transcript has 4 exons. The coding region runs from base 1 to 744 and encodes 247 amino acids. Gene Ontology annotation, biological process: negative regulation of MAPK cascade; protein dephosphorylation.